Pieris napi is the source of this 5062-nucleotide messenger RNA. RefSeq names its product receptor-type guanylate cyclase Gyc76C-like. The transcript has 24 exons. Bases 528 to 4505 code for a protein of 1325 amino acids. Gene Ontology annotation, biological process: receptor guanylyl cyclase signaling pathway; protein phosphorylation; intracellular signal transduction. Gene Ontology annotation, molecular function: peptide receptor activity; guanylate cyclase activity; ATP binding. The record is from RefSeq and is a predicted model, not a curated record. Lineage: Eukaryota; Metazoa; Arthropoda; Insecta; Lepidoptera; Pieridae.
ACCUAUGGGCUAUGGAUACAUAGUGUAGGAAAAUUGUGUGCUAAAUUGUUGUGGCGAGUAGUCCGUGAAAAUUGUAAAAUUAAAUCUUUUAAAUUGAUUAAUGGAGAUAAUUGUGAUUGCUUUGUGUAUAUAGACAAUAUUUAAAACAUUUGAUUGAUUUAUUACUGGUGAUUGUAAAGUAUAUUAUUUAAAAGUAUCAAAGAAACUGAGUGAGUUGAGCCUAUAAUCCGGAUUCACAUUAACUUCUUGUCGUUGUGUUGCUUUACGUUUUAACACAUUCAUACAGUUUUAUCGUGUUGGGAGUAUUUUUAGAAUUGCCUGCAGUGUUGAAGCUCCAUGUCUUUGUAAACAUAUUAUUAUGCUUGUGAAUAGUUGCGCCGUUUUUAUAUGAACUUUUGGAUUAUAGCUUGGUGUUUUCUUAAGUUUCAACAACAAUGUGAUGAAAGUUGUGUGUUUGUCCGAAGAUAAAAGUAUACAAAGAAGCUUAAUUUAUUUUAUGGUGCUAGCGGCAAGGUGAAGGCGGCGGCAUGUGGCGCGGCGCGCGGGUCCUUGUACUCGCGGCGCUGGGCCUGCUGGCCGCGUCUUCGGUCGAUGCACAGAUCCCCAAGAAGUUCAAUAUCACCAUUGGUUACCUGCCCUCGAUUAAGGGCGAGCUCCGAUCGAGACAGGGUCUCGCCAUCUCUGGAGCCCUAUCUAUGGCUCUCGAAGAGAUUAACAACGGUACUGACUUGUUACCCGACGUGCACCUUUCGUUGGUGUGGAACGACACCAAGUGCGAUACGGUGACGGCAACGAAGCUUCUUACCGAUAUGAGCUGUUCGGGGGUGGUCGCGUUCUUUGGACCAGAGGGCCGGUGCCACACAGAGGCUAUUAUAGCACAGUCCCAAAACUUGCCGAUGAUCUCAUAUAAAUGUUCCGACUAUCAAACGUCUAAAUUGCCUAAUUUCGCGAGGUUGGAGCCCCCCGAUGCACAGGCAACGAAAUCGGUUAUUUCACUGUUACGAUACUACAGAUGGAAUAAGUUCUCUAUAUUGUAUGAGGAGUCGUGGGUGACGGUGGCUUUGACGCUGGAGAAUCACGCCAAGAAGAAUAAUAUGACUGUCAACCAUCAAAGACCGGUGAUAGAUGGCUUUAAAUGCUGUGAAGAGAAGAUGAGCUGUUGUGCACCAGGGUUCUGGUACCAGUUUAUACAGGAGACCAAGAAUAGGACUAGAAUAUAUGUGUUCCUCGGAUCGCCGGGUGGGUUGAAUGACAUGAUGACGGCUAUGGAGUCAUUGCAACUGUUUGUGAAGGGAGAGUAUAUGGUUAUAUUUGUUGACAUGAUGACGUACACAGCAAAGGAUUCAUUGAAAUAUUUAAUGAAGGCUGGAGACCACGGACAUGGGCAUGGGCCGGAGGAUUUUUGUCAAAAUACCCCAGAAUUUAGGAAGAGGGCACAGUCGCUCUUGGUCGUAGUUUCGUCUGAGCCCGAACGGAGUUAUGAGAACUUUACGAGCAAAGUUCAAGUGUAUAACACGGAGGCGCCUUUUGAGUUCCCUCUGCCGGCAGUUUUUGAAAAAAAAUUUAUAAAGUAUGUGUCAAUAUAUGCGGCGUAUCUUUACGACUCGGUGAAGUUGUAUGCGACGGCGUUACACAAUUUGAUUGAAGAGGAAACGCUUAAGAAGAACGAAACACUCACACAUAAGAGAUUAAUGAGUAUCGCUACUAAUGGGACACGAAUUGUUUCCAAAAUGAUCGAUAUUACGCCGUUUAAAAGUGUAUCUGGAAUGUCGAUACGUCUGGACGAACGAGCCGACUCCGAGGGGAACUUCUCAGUUCUGGCCUUCAAGCCAAUCAACUCCAGCGACAAUUUGGUCAAUUGCACUCAUAGUAUGAUACCAGUGGGACACUUCCAACAGUGCACGAGGGAAUUUCCUGAAUACAAAUUAAAUCCGAAAUUCCCAAUCGACUGGCCGGACAGCGUUAAACCGGAGGACGAACCGUCUUGUGGGUUCUUAAACGAGAAAUGUCCUAAAGACGAUUCCCAAAUCACGUCCCUAGUCGUCGCUGGGACGUUAGCGGUGGCUUUAUUUUGUACCCUCGUGGUGACAAUAAGCAUUUACCGUAAGUGGAAGAUCGAGCAGGAGAUCGAGGGACUCUUGUGGAAGAUCGAUCCGCAUGAGAUUGGAGGAUAUUUGGGGAGUGGCUUCGUUUGGUCACCCAGUAAGUUAAGUUUGGCAAGUGGUAUAUCCGGAGAGAGUAAAUGCUGUACCCAGAUAUUCACGCCCACAGCCCAGUACAAGGGAAAUGUAGUUAGGAUUAAAGAGCUUAAGUUCUCAAAGAAAAAGGACAUAUCCCGGGAAGUGAUGAAGGAAAUGCGCCUUUUGCGCGAUUUGAGACACGACAACCUUAAUUCGUUUAUUGGCGCGGUCGUUGAGCCCUUACGCAUCUUGCUGCUCACGGACUAUUGCGCUAAGGGAAGCUUAUAUGAUAUAAUAGAAAAUGAGGAUAUAAAGUUAGAUAAGAUGUUCAUAUCGUCAUUGGUGCAUGAUCUCAUUAAGGGUAUGAUUUUUAUCCACACGUCGCCAUUGAUGUAUCAUGGAAAUCUCAAAUCUUCAAAUUGUGUUGUCACCUCAAGGUGGAUGCUGCAGGUAACUGAUUUUGGACUUCAUGAAAUAAGGAAUAGUGCCGAAAACGAUUUUAUUGGAGAACAUCAAUAUUAUAGAGGUUUACUUUGGAAGUCUCCGGAAUUGUUGCGACAAUUGGAUUAUCCCAACGGUAACGUGGGCGGGACGCAGAAGGGAGACGUGUACGCGUUUGGAAUUAUUUUGUACGAGAUUAUCGCACGUCGGGGCCCCUUCGGAUUUACUUCUUUGGAACCCAAAGAGAUCGUGGAAAGAGUAAAGCGUGGUCCAGAAAAUUUAGACGGAUCGGAGGCUUUUCGUCCUGACUGGCGGACGCUACAGGGUGAUGUGGAGGACUUUGUGUUGGGCGUAAUGCGGGAUUGUUGGACUGAAGAACCAGCCUUACGACCUGACUUCCCCACUAUUAGAUCGAGGCUCAAGAAACUCAAGUCGGGCAAGUCAAGAAACAUCAUGGACCAAAUGAUGGAUAUGAUGGAGAAAUACGCGAAUAAUUUAGAAGAACUAGUCAAUGAGAGAACGAGGCUAUUGAUAGAAGAGAAGCAGAAGACGGAAGAUUUACUUCACAGAAUGCUACCAAAGUCAGUCGCACGUCGUCUCACGACGGGUGAGGGGGUGGAGCCGGAAUCGUUUGACGCGGUCACGAUUUACUUCAGCGAUAUCGUUGGCUUCACGUCCAUGUCUGCUGAGAGCACUCCGUUACAAGUCGUCAAUUUCCUAAACGAUUUGUACACCGUAUUCGAUAGGAUUAUCAGAGGCUACGAUGUCUACAAAGUGGAGACAAUCGGUGAUGCCUACAUGGUGGUAUCCGGUCUGCCGAUAAGGAACGACGAUAGACACGUCGGGGAGAUCGCCUCUAUGGCGUUGGAGCUUCUUAACGCCGUCAAGAGUCACAAGAUAUCGCAUCGGCCCAACGAAAUACUUAAAUUGCGGAUAGGAAUACAUACAGGCGCAGUAGUGGCUGGUGUAGUAGGUCUGACUAUGCCACGAUAUUGCCUAUUCGGGGAUACGGUGAACACGGCUUCUCGCAUGGAAUCGAACGGGGAGCCCCUGCGCAUACACAUAUCUCCCUCGUGUAAGCAGGCUCUUGACAAGAUUGGGGGAUACAUCGUUGAACCACGGGGAUCUAUUCCUAUAAAGGGCAAGGGAGUGUUGCAAACCUACUGGCUAGUGGGAGCGACAGAGAAGGCAAUACAAAAGCGGCUCGUGGAGGGAGAGGAACGGCCUCUGUUUUGUCGGCCACGUCGCAGUCCACGGCUCACUGAUUCCAGGCACCCUUCAAUAUCAGAGUUGCGUAACGAAUCUCGCGGGGUGAGACAGAGACUGCACAGUGGCGCCUCUUUGCCUGCGCACUCGACUAAGCCACGUUUCGACAGGGAUUCGUCGCUACGACACAGAAAUGCCCUGAGUUCGAUCGCGUCCUCGGCGUGCGAGGGCGACGUGUGUUCAGGCGCAUGCGAAAACGCUCUACGUCCGGCACGUUCACUCGACGCGCUCGCGAAACGCGAAAAGCCCUGUUUGCGCAGACACAAUACGACGCGUUCGCUCGACGCUGACGUUGCCAUAGCGACCAUUUGCGGACCGAUUUUCAACGGCAAUGCGAUCACAGAAGAAGCCAGAACGACAGAAGACAGCCCGCUCUUACGUAAAGCAAGUCUCACGAACCGCGAACGACCGCGUCGUAAGGUCCCCGACUCGGAUUAUAUUGAGUUUUAUAAGAAAUGGCGGUCGCUUGAAAAUGUUGACGUGAAAGGCGAACGCGGGAAGAUGCCGCGCUUUGCGAUUCGGUCGUGGUUGUUAGGGAUCUUUAGCGGAGGCACUCGCAGUACUAAUUCUUCGCUGCGUCGGGCUCCUCCGCUUCUCGAUCGCGAGUCGGCCGUCUGAUUUCCUUUAUAGUGUUUCCAGACUCACGGCCUAUACGUGGAUUUAAGUGCCGUGUUUGUUGCCAUGGUUACGAUGUUAUUUCCAUAUAAAAAAAGGCAACUGUGGUAACAAAUAUUGUUCUAACCACCAUUUUUCAUAAAAAAGACAUCUAUAAAGUAAAAGGUACUUUCGUUUCCAAUGUAAGAAUAUAAAAAAAUAACUUAAAAUCUGCUAUUGGGAUUUGGAAGCACUGAUUACUAUAGUUAACCCAAGAUGCACAAGAAACAAAAUGAAGCCAAAGUUUUGCUAUAUGCUACAUGCAAGUUUAAAUAGUGAUUUAUUAAACGAAUUUAUUUAUUAUAAUUUAAUACCUAUAUUUUACUAAUUAAAAAGGUUUAUACGUAGAAUCGGUUUUUGAGUCUGUAAUAUCUCGAAUGUGGAUCUUGGGUUUUUACAUAUCCAUGUAUAUUAGGAAUAUAUGUAUAUUAAAUGCUGUUGUAAAUAAUAUGUGUAAGUAAAACGAUGUUACCGUGAAUUGUGAAAUAAGAGUUUAAUGUUAUUAAAUAAUUUCUAUUGAA